Molecule: messenger RNA, 5680 nt
Organism: Peromyscus leucopus (white-footed mouse)
Lineage: Eukaryota; Metazoa; Chordata; Mammalia; Rodentia; Cricetidae
Gene: Ttc33
Product: tetratricopeptide repeat domain 33
Exons: 5
Coding region: 326-1114 (262 amino acids)
Molecular function (GO): protein binding
Source: RefSeq, a predicted model, not a curated record
GGGACCAGUGGUCUCGUAGAAGGCUCUGGCGGAUAAAGAAAGCCUUCUUUCCUUCCAUCCGCUUUUCUGGACCAGCUCGAACGUCCCCGGAUGACUUCGUGCGUUUUUCAUCCAGGAUUAAGAAGCACCGGCAGGCAAGGCCAGUUAGAAGCCCGACGGGGUAACUUCCGCUUCCGGCGCCAGAGGGCAAGUGGAAUGUAAACACGGGACCACGGAGUGGCUUUCAGGUGAUAACAUGGCUGUCGUCUCCUUCCGCUAGUCUGUAUUCACCUGCUCAUUGGAAUACUUUGGAACGAUUUUGAAGCAGUCCCUGAACUUUGACAGAAUGGCUUCCUUUGGGUGGAAGAGGAAGAUUGGUGAGAAGGUGUCCAAGGCCACGUCCCAGCAGUUUGAAGCUGAAGCAGCUGAUGAGAAGGAUGCAGCCGAGAAUGAGGAUGGCAGCUGGGUUCAUGCCAGCAAGCGGAGGAAGGAGACCCUCCAGGAAGGCUGUAAACAGAAGAGUAAACAGCUGAAGGAUGAGGGGGCUAAUCUGGCGGAAAAUAAAAGAUACCAGGAGGCAAUUCAGAAGUGGGAUGAAGCACUACAGCUGACCCCAGAUGAUGCCACCCUCUAUGAGAUGAAGUCACAGGUCCUGAUGUCUCUUCAUGAAAUGUUUCCAGCAGUACAUGCAGCAGAAAUGGCCGUCAAGCGUAACCCACACUCAUGGGAGUCUUGGCAAACUUUAGGUCGUGCUCAGCUUGGAUUAGGAGAGAUAGUGCUGGCAAUUCGAAGUUUUCAAGUAGCCCUCCACAUAUAUCCAAUGAACCCUGAACUAUGGAAGGAGGACCUUUCUUGGGCAAGAAAGCUUCAGGAGCAGCAGAAAGUAGCACAGAGGAUUGAAAAAAAAGAAAUCCCACCAGAAGGAACAGACAUCUCACCAGAGUCAAUCCCUGACUAUGACUUUGAAAGCGAUGAGAUUGUUGCUGUUUGUGAAGCUGUUGCAGAAAAACAGAAGUCAGUGUCUGCAAAUAAAACCAUGGUUAUUGUGUCAGCUUCUGGAACUGUGGAGAUAGUAAAUGAGAAGGAGGAGGGCUCUUCCACCCCAGAUGGCUCUGUCUUUAUCAAAGCCCGAUGAAGCAGUACACAAUGAAAAGAUGUUUGAAUCUAGUUUUGGUUUGGUUUGGGUGUGUUUUUUUGGUUGCUACUUAAUGCUUAGAUGACAUAGGGAUAUCCACUCUGGAGGAGAAGGGCAAAACUUGUGUUUGUAAAAUACAAAAAUCAAGUAGUGGAAUUAUUCUUUAGUGAUUGGACUGUGCUUCUAUAAGCAACUUAUACUUAAGGAUAGCAUCUUAAGUGAAAUGUGUUUUGACUGAUGGACAUUUAAUUUGACUGUAUGGGGAGAGUACAUUUAAAGAUACAAUUUGGAAAGCGUGUUCUUGAAUAGUGGUUAACUUGACAGGCAGUGUUAUUACAAUGUAGACUUGCAGACUUUUAUUUUAUGAUAAAGGAAGUAUGUGAUUUCUUUUCCUCCUAGAAAUCUGCUGUUGUCUCUCUUCCAUUUUUCUUGCUUCACUAGUGUAAGCUUAGAUAUUUCUGACAUUCAUCUUGAUUCAGAGUUAUCAUUUGAAAUAUUUUAAAAUUUGCCUAAAAAUGCAUGCAAAUGUGUGUAUCCUGAACAUUUCUUUGAAAUUUUUUGUUCUAAUUUGUGCUUCUGUUUUGACUUUAUAAAGUUAAGAAGUGGUAACCGUCUUCUUCAGUAUUUGCUAACGAUGAAUACUGAUGUGUCAGAAUGAUGUUUAAUUUCAUUGUUAAGGUUGACUCAUCUUUAUCACAAGUCAGUCAUUUGUAAAGGUGAACGGCAUUUACAGAUUGUCAGUAAAUUCUCCUCUUAUGUUAUCCUGGUCAAAACAGAGUUUUUUUCCUUUUUCCCUUUUAUGGGGGAGGGUGUACCUAGAGCCCCAGCGUGCUAGACUAGCACCCUGCUGCUGAGCUAAAUCCUCCUGUUUCUUUUUCUUAUUUUUGAAAGUAUGAAGAACCCAGAAAACAUUUCUUCCCUUUUUGGUUUUGUUUUUUGAGAGACAAGGUCUUACUUUUAACUCAGGCUGACCUCAAGGCUCUCUUCCUGCUUCAGUGUCUGGGACUGCUGGGAAUACAUGUUUGCGCUUACUUCUUGCUUAUAAAUUUGCAGUGAACAACUUAUAAACGUCUUUCUAAAUAGCUGUUUUUGAACUAUUCAGUGAAAUGAAAAAAUAAUUACAAUUUCAAAUAGGUAUAAAAUAACUCUCUCUUUAAAAGUAACAAGGCAGAUAUAUUAUUAGCUUGUCAAUAUGUGACUGACGAGCAAGGAACUGGAAUGUGAUUAGUAGUAUAAUCUCAUGAAGUGAGCAGAUAUGGAAGCAAAAUGCCUGUAAUCCUAGCACUGUCGGAGGCUAAGGCAGGAGAGUUGUAAGUUCAAGGCCAGUCUGGCUACUCAUAGCAAGUCCUUGCCUCAGAACAAAACAAAAACAGCGGAACAAAAGAAAAAAGUUUAUUAAAAAUCCCCAUUCACAGCUACAAACCAAUACUAUUAUUGCCAUGAAUUACUGUUUUUAUUGUAUAUAUUGUAGAACAAACAAACGCAACUGUCAGGUGCUGUCCCUUCUGAUACUCAGGAAGAUAUUAUUGAUGUAAAUUUUUUCCAUUAGAGAUGAAAGUUAUUUCUGUUGUGUUAUGCAGUCUUAGCAAAAACUGUUGAGACAGGUAAGUAUGGUCAGCAUUUUUGUGAGGAUAAUAUGUUUUAGAAGUAUUUUAAGGGAGUGUUCUUUUUUUUUUUUCUUUGAGAGUUGGAGAAAUCAGCAGUUGCCUUAAAAAGUAUUAUAUUUCCCCCCUAAAUUAUAUCAUCAAAAAUCUAGCCCCUGAGUAGAAAGUCCAGUUUUAGAACGAGUAAAAAUACAUAUUUUGUUAAAUAGCAAGGGAUAUUCUCAGAGGGUUCUUAGAUGACUAGAGAUGAAUGUCACAUUUGAUAUGUUACAUAUGGAUAUCUGUUUAUUGUGUAAUUUACGAACAAACAGAUUUACCCUAUGUUUUGGAGUUCUCCCUCUUAGAUUUGGAAAUUAGAUUGGUAGAUUUUGUUUUUUCUGUGUAAAAGUACACACGAAACAUUUGCAUGGUUCCUCACACAUGCCCUGCUUAGUAAAUGCUAGCCAUUCUAGGAAGAACUUGUCUUAGUUUGGGAAUACUUCCUCUCACUUCCUUCUGAUUUUAGAAAAGAUUUUUUUUCCCAUAAUCUUUUAUCUGAAUCAAGUCACUGCUUGUGAUACUAAAAGAUGGUUGUCAGUUAGAGAUUGCUCUUGGCAUGGGGUUUAUGCUUCAACCCGAAAAGAGGCAAGACCCCAUAUGGCCUGCAUGCUGCUUCUAGACUGUUAAACCUGUUGUUUCAGCUGGUUUGGCAUUAGUGGGUCAUGCUAGUCUCUUUAUUACUCAGAUAUAAGAUGUAAAGUAGACAAGAUGGGGAGAAAAAGGAAGAAUGAUUUAUGGAAAAAGAAUCAUUUUUCCAGACCCCAAAAGGUACUUUAGCUAAUAAUUCCAUUCAGGAAGAGAAAAACACAUUCAUUAUUUUGCUCAGAUGUGAGUAUGUAAAAGUUUACUAAGUUUGUCCAUUAGAAUAAUACAUUUUUAUGAAUCUGGAGAAAAAUGACAUUCAUGGGAUAAUGAUAUAAUUAUGUUUAAUGAUCUUAAACAACAGUAUUAGUGUUAAAAUUAUAUUGAAUAUGAUUUGUAUUGUUCUGGUUUCAAAAUUGUAUGGUAUAGAUACUUAUUAGUACAUUACACAUUGAGAUCAUUCCUGAAAACUUGAGACUCAUGUUACUCUCUAGAAUGCAGGUGCCUGGGUGAUAAAGUAUUGUAUCUUAAAUAUCUAACAGAAUUGAAAAGUUAUCAGGGAGGCAUUUCCGAGCUCAUACCUACUACAGCUGGGUCCUGUGGACAACAGGAUGUGACAGCAUAAGCACACAAGUAUUUUAAAUUGCUAUUGCUGCUUGGCUAAAACUAACGAGGAGUUAAAAGGAGUUGUCUUAGAAAACUGGCAUUUUCAUGACUGCAGCAGGACAGCCUCGCCAGUUUGCUGAUUAUGCUUUAUGCAGGGACCCAGAGGCUGGCUUUCCUUUCCCAGCAGUCAGAGAAUUAUUAAUCAGCUCUUUAAUUUCCUUCAGUCAGAAACCCUUCAAAACCUGCUCUGUAGUAGACAUUCUAGGCCAUGGUUUCACGACAUAGCAUGUGUCCAAAUGAGUUAGGAGUUAACACAGAACCAUCAUCAUCAGUGUGUGUGUGUGUGUUAAAAUGUGACUUUUCUGAGACACCAACAGAGGAGUUCAUGAUUGGUGCCGUUUUUGGACACAGAAAAUCCCUUUUUAAACCAUAUUAAAGCAUGACAGUUGUAAAUGACCUCUUUACUCAUGUAAGUUAAAAUUAAAUGAAGGAGAUUGUAUCUGAAGUCAUGCACCUUAGCCACAUGAAUGCAGGAGCUACGGUGGCCGUUAGCUAGUAUAGAAUACCUGAUUGAGUGCUGCGUGUGAACUACCUGAAUUGUACUUGGAGAGUGUGGAAAGCUGAUGAACAUGCAUUGACCUUUUUGGGAAAGCAGGUUAGGUAGGGAGGGAUGAAUUCCUUUCAUCUUGCUUCUUAGAACAUCCAUUAACCAAGGACUCCUGAUCCCCCUCCCACCUUCCAAGGAGAGAAGGAGCCUAGUCAACAGGACUGAACUUGCUGGUCCCUUCCUCCUGUUUCUCUGGGCUGGUCAUGCCUCCUUCCAGCUACGUUGUGAGUCUUGCAGGAAAGGGGAAUCCUGUGCUUCAGGGCUGCCCAGAGCCCGGUGAGGCCUCCCUAGUUCUGGGUUCAGUAUUACUUAGCCACUGUAUGCAGUCAUGUGGUGUAUUCUCCAUGUCUCCGACUUGUCUCUUAAGUAGUUAGGCCGCAAAGGAGCACAGAUUAUUUAGGACUCCCUUAAGCUCUCAUAAAGAUUUGAGUUUAUUUCAAAAGUAUGAAAUUUAGUAAAAACAAGAUGUAAAAAUUCCAAUUUUUAUUUUUUUCUUAGUGGAGAUUUUAUUGAAAAUGAAUAAUGUUUAUUACAAGGCAGCAGGAAAUUUUGCUUAUGCUAUUUAAAGGUCUGCUGCCUCGGAAUGGUAGUAAACCACAAAGUUGAAGGAAGGAAUGUGGACUGAGUUAUGAUACCCUCUACCCCCUUCUGUCAGUUUUUUUAAGGGACUAAUUUAGUUACAGGAAAAGGCAACCACGUUACGUUUGCAGUUUGAAAAGUUCUUGACAAAUUUACCUAUCCCAGACAUUGUUAGGAGUCCUAUGUCCACCUAAAAAGUCUCUUAAAAUUCUUAAGCACUCUAGUUCACCUCUACCCCAGCACCCGCUCUAUUCAACAACUUAUCUGGUCUCUGUGACUACAAAUUAGAGUUUUCUUUUAUAGAAUUAUAAAUAAAUAGAGCAUAUGGUAUGUACUUCAUGUCUGGCAUAUUUUGCUUAGCACAGUGUAUUUGAAGUUCUUCCAUCUCAGAUUGACCCAUAUUAUUGUGUAUGUCAGUAAUAUGUUCUGUUCUGUUCCUUAGUAUUCUGUUGUAGGAAUGUACCACAGUUUAACUAUUGGUAAUAAUGAACAUUUAGGUUGUUUCAAAUUUUGCUUUAUUAUGAAUAAAGCUGAUAUGUACAAAUGACA